Molecule: messenger RNA, 3905 nt
Organism: Phyllotreta striolata
Lineage: Eukaryota; Metazoa; Arthropoda; Insecta; Coleoptera; Chrysomelidae
Source: the annotation of a GenBank genome assembly
AAAAUAUGAUGAAUACUUUUUGGUUCUGUCAUGAAAUUUAAGUUUUUUAAUUGUGUAGUGAUUAUGGAUAUUUUCUGAAGAAAUGUCUUCGUUAACGUCCACGGAAUUAUCAGCAACUCAGGAGGAAUCGGAUAGUUCCAAAUUAAACGUAAAUACGAUCGAUAGCCAAAUUAUUGUAGAAAAUAAUUGCACGGAUGUGAUUGCCCCUAAAUGUGAGACGACGGCGGACAUGUCACCAUCGGUCGCCAUGAACGUGAAAACCCAAGUCCUACCGUUAGUUUACAUCCAGAACAACACCAAGGUCCCCUUCUCUCCGAUCAACAAAUCGAAUAACCUACCGCAAGUACAAGUAGCCUCCGUAACGUCCAACGGGAACAAGAACAACGCCGUCACCACCGUAGCCUCCAACCAGAACCUAAUACUAACAGGUAGACCCCAUUCGUUGGUAAUACAAAAAAACUCCGCAAACGUUGUACCUCUAGUUCCGGGCAGCACGAAAAUCGCCAGCGUCAUCACCAUGUUGAAAUCCAAUAGCCCGGAAACCAACAAACUGAACAGCUUCCACAUAAACAACAGCCUGCCGUACAUACCGAAGCUGAACAGCUCGAUUCGCCGAAGCGCCGGCUCGGUUAUCCAGCCACAGCAAAAGCUAGUGUUGGCCCCCAUGCCUAAGCUCGCGACCAACAGGCCCCCGGCCACGGCGACCACCAAUUGUGUUCAACCCAAGCUGGCCAUCCUGCCGAUGCCCGUACCGAACACCGAACCCGUAGUGACCAAACCGAAGGUGUACGGUAGCAUAAAAAUCAACGACGGGCAACUGCAAGUCGACGCUUUGGAAGUCACUUGCGAUAGCAUAUCGAACGAGAAUAGUACAGAUGCGGAUAGCAAUAGCGGCGAGAACUUGGUGUGCGAUGAGGUCAUCGAUUUAGUGAGCCCCGAAAGGAACGAUCUCAGCAAUAAAACCUACGAACUCAGCAUCACCGAGGACUCGAUCGGUUCUCAAAACGAUGUAAGAACGUCCGCGGUGUUAGCCAAGCCUUCGGGGCAGGACUCGAUCAAAUUACCGAAACACGUUUCCAUAUUAAAAAAGAAUUUAAAUUUCACGGAACUCGUCGAGAAAUCCGGCAAUUUCGUUAUUAAUAACAAUCUAACCUCGAUUUCAGACGGCAAAGAACCUUCGAUAUCGAAACCCACCAAGAGCGAAUCGGGCAACAUCGUCAUAACUAUACCGGCGGUAAAUAGCGCGAACAACGCGAACCCCAAGCCCGAGAAGGAGCGACGGAGAAAAUCUACGUUAACUUACAUGAAGGAAUACGACGAAAUGGAAAUAAUUACCACGCAAUCGAUAGCCAAACUGAAUCUGGAAGACGCCAAGAAGAGCCUAACGAGCGAAGUCGAAAUCGAACUCGUCAAAGAAAAACCGGCCAUGAAGGUAGACGAUUGCGACCUGCAAAAAGUCCUAAAUUGGGACGAUGGGAUAGGCACGUUGCCGGGCACAAACAUCAAAUUCAUCGUCAACGAAUUCAACCUGGUGGAAUACAUCACCGACGACGAGUACAAAACCAUCAUAGAGAAGCGAAUGACCAAGGCGAAGGAGAAAAUGAAAGCGGCCGAAUUCCAAGAGGAGAUGCGCUGCUUGGAGUGCGGCUGCUACGGCAUGUCCUCCGACUUUUUCAACUCGAAAUUUUGCAGCUACGACUGCCAAGACGCCUUCCAAAACAAAACCAAAAAGGAGAAAACCGACAAGUACAAGAAGAAACGGAAAAAGGCGAAAGUCGAACCGCCGGACGUCGCGAAAUCGGACAAACCGGACGAGGAGAGCGAAGAGGACUCGAUCGACAACACCUCCCAGGACAAAUUCAUGUCGUACCCUUGGGCGUGCAAGAAGAAAGGUUUCUCGUGGUCCAAAUACUUGGAGCACGUCAAGGCCAAGCCGGCGCCCGUCAAACUCUUCAAAGAUCCCUUUCCGUACACGCGCAACGGCUUCCGGCCCGGCAUGAAACUCGAAGGCGUCGAUCCGCAGCAUCCCUCCUACUUUUGCGUACUGACCGUCGCCGAGGUGGUCGGGUACAGGAUGCGUUUGCACUUCGACGGCUACCCCGACAACUACGAUUUUUGGUGCAACGCCGACAGCAUGGACGUGUUCCCGAUGGGAUGGUGCGAGAAGUACGGCCACGUCCUCCAGCCGCCCUCCGGCUACAAAGUGGACAACUUCAAUUGGGUGCAGUACUUGAAGCACACCAAAUGCACGGCCGCCCCGAAGCAUUUGUUCGCCAACAGAGCCGGACAGGCUAUUUGUCCGAACGGGUUCAGGGUGGGUAUGAAGCUGGAAGCCGUGGAUCGAAAGAACACGUCGCUGGUGUGCGUGGCUUCCGUUAGGGAUAUGAUGGAUAAUCGGAUACUAGUGCAUUUCGAUAGCUGGGACGAUAUAUACGAUUAUUGGGCCGAUCCGACGUCGCCUUACAUCCAUCCGGUGGGUUGGUGCGAUCAGUACGGGCAUAAUCUCACGCCUCCCAACGAUUAUCCGAAUCCCGAGUCGUUUUCGUGGGAAGUGUAUUUGAAGGAGACCAAGGCGACGCCGGCGCCGGUGCGGGCGUUCAAGCAGCGUCCGGCGUGCGGUUUUAAAAGGGGGAUGAGAUUGGAGUGCGUUGAUAGGCGGGUGCCUCAGCUAAUCAGAGUGGCGACCGUCGAUGAUGUCAAAGAGCACCAGAUUCGCAUCCAUUUCGACGGUUGGCCCGAUAGAUAUAGUUAUUGGGUGGACGAUGACAGUCCCGAUAUACAUCCGAUGGGUUGGUGUCAGAAAACCGGGCAUCCCAUCGAGCCGCCUUUGACUCCCGAUGAUGUGUACGAUUUUUUGGAGUGUCCGACGGUAGGUUGUAGAGGUCAGGGUCACAUAAAAGGGCCGAAGUUCCAAACGCAUUCCACCCCGAAGCACUGUCCUUAUUCGGAUGAGAAUUUAGAUGUCGAUAAGAUUGUGCCGGAUAGGUUGCUCAGUCCGGAUCGAAGCCCCGAAGCUGUAAUUCCGGUUUCAAGAGAACCGAAGGAUUGCAAAAUUAAACCUAGAUUAGGUCGCCCUCCGAAGCAUCCCCGUCCAGAACCUAAGCUAGAACCGACCAAGCCACCCCCCGAAUGUAAGGAGGAAUCGCCGCCUCCGGAGAAGAAGUUGAAGAGGAGCAAUUCGCAUUACCAAAAGAAAAUUAAAGUGGAAUUAGGUACAAAAUCGCCGGAAGGUAAAGCGUUGGAAUUCAUAAACGAUUCGAAUAUUCAACCGGCCGAGCGGGAAACGUGGCAAAAGCAUUCCGAAUUUCUGCAAAAAUUCGUCAAAAACGAAGUCGAUCCUCGUUUUUGGACCUACAAAGAGGUGGUGAAUUUCGUAUCGAAAUUGCCGAGUUGUGCGUGUUACAGUGAUAUAUUUAUAAAAGAAAAAAUCGACGGGGAGGCGUUCUUGUCGCUCAAUCAAAGGGACGUUGUAUCGAUUCUAAAAAUGAAAAUGGGCCCCGCUAUUAAAUUGUACAAUAGUAUUAUUUUGUUGAGGCAGCAAGUGCAUAAAAAAGUGUUCACGUGAAGUAUUAUAUAGGAAAAAACUUACUUUUUAUUUCUAAUUUUUUUAAUGUUAACGAAUUAUUCAAUUGUACAUAGCCCUGGACAUAGAUUUAUUUUACUGAAAUACAUAUAACUUUUCAUUUUCUAUACAACGGGUUUUAUUAGGACUGAUAGGUCCAACAACCAUCAAACUAUUAGCUAUUACAUAUAUCACAAAAAACUAUGCUAUAUAUAGAGAUUUUUCAUUUAGUUUUUGAGCUUUGGUCGUUAUCUUCCCACGGUCUUGGCCCUCUAACUUGCUCCCAGUUAUCGAUGUCCAUAUUUUUGAUUUUUUCAUACUCGCUUUCUAACGUCACUUCUCC